Trichoderma gamsii is the source of this 1617-nucleotide messenger RNA. RefSeq lists its product as hypothetical. The coding region runs from base 1 to 1617 and encodes 538 amino acids. Lineage: Eukaryota; Fungi; Ascomycota; Sordariomycetes; Hypocreales; Hypocreaceae. The transcript has 2 exons. The record is from RefSeq and is a predicted model, not a curated record.
AUGGAGGAUUCAGACCAUUCUACUGCGCUACGCCGAGGCCGGCGAUGCAGUCCGACCAUGAAUGUCAGAUCGGAAGAGCAUCAGGCUCCAUCGACAGGUCCUAGGACCCCUAACCGAAGAAAGAGAGGCGCGCGGCACUCUGACCCCGGAUCCAUCGUACCUCCGAGCGGUCUUACACCAAUGGUGCGGCACACUUCUCUCACGGCUUCGAAUAAACGGUCAGCCGCCCCCGCAAGUGGUGCUGGAUCAGCUCCUCGGCUAAGUGGCGAACCCGCGGCUGUCAAUCUUCAUCAGACAAUUGAGGGACGAGUUGAGCGCCGGGUACGCCGGAAGGGCCUCCGCGAUAUGCUCAGUAAAAUUAAGGAAGAGAAGCGGCGUAGCGAGCAGUUGGCCAAGGCGCAGAUUACCAAGCUCAAGGCCGAGCUCAGAGCCCGUGAUAGGGAAAUCUAUAGAAUGCAGAAUGCCACGAUGGUGUUUGAUACAGAGCGGAUUUGGGACCUGGAACAACAGAUCAAAGAUCUCAAAGGUCAGCUUGCGACAAGAAGCAUAGCAAGUGAGGAAGCUACACAGUAUUUUAGCUGCGAAUGGCCAUCGACACCAAGCAUUGCAUCAACGAAUGACCUCAUGGACGUGGCUCGAGAUGAGGACCAUUUCGGUGAUAUGACAGCGCUGAUCAACACUCUGCCUCGAGCGAGGCCUUCUAUCUUGACUCCUCCUGCAACAAGUCCGGCAAGGCCUAUAUCGCCAUUCUCUAAAGAUAUGUCACCAACGUCGGAUGCCCCUCUGGAAGCGGACAGGAAACAGCUACAAGAUGAGAUUACAUCUUUGGAGCUUGAAGUACAGAAGCUGACAGCAACUCUGAACUCGUACAAUGCCUUGGGUGUGCGCAUAAGCGACGCCCUAUCAGAUGGGACUUUGGAGAAAAGAGGGACCUCAUCUUCCCUUGAACCAGUCGAGAAUCAGGUUCAGCUACUCUUACAGACCAUGUCUGAACGAGCUGCAGCAGUUGCACAUCUUACCGCUAUUAUCAGCGAACUGGGUUUUCCAGGCAUCGACGCCAGUGAAAUGAUUAUGUCGCUUGCUUCUGGGUUUCGAGCCGCCCGCCUUGAACUGGAGGACCUCGCACCAGGAGAGAUCAAAGUACCUCUUACUGCGCGAGGUGCCGACAUAUUGGAUCUACUGCUAGAUCGCCUACGCACUCAGUCAAAAAAGACAAGGGAAGAUGAAGAUUCGAUUGAUGAAUAUCACCAAAUAGAACGUUCUUUACGCAAGCAGCUUGAUUCGCGGACUUCUGUGAUGGAAGAGCUCAAUAUCAAAAUUGCCGACGCAUAUCGUACUUUGAAUGAGAAAGAGGUUCGGAUUAGGGAGCUUGAAAUUGGCAACGACCGACUCAAAGGCGCCGUUGAUGGUUACGUCCGCGAUAUAACAGAGCUCGAAGGACUGAUACAGCCAAAGUCAAGCGAGGAACUACUCAGCGCCAAAAAGGCUACGAUUGCCGAGCUCGAGGCAAAGAUUGAAGAAGCAGUCGCGCAAGCCGCAGAGCUCCUCAACGAGAUGAGCUCCACCGAGACUAGUUUCACAGAACACGAGCAUCAUCAGGAGGCAGCGACGGCGUAG